Vespa velutina is the source of this 4405-nucleotide messenger RNA. Its product is annotated as transmembrane channel-like protein. NCBI's taxonomy places the organism in Eukaryota, Metazoa, Arthropoda, Insecta, Hymenoptera, Vespidae. Gene Ontology annotation, cellular component: plasma membrane. The record is from RefSeq and is a predicted model, not a curated record. The transcript is spliced from 17 exons. Gene Ontology annotation, molecular function: mechanosensitive monoatomic ion channel activity. Bases 659 to 3943 code for a protein of 1094 amino acids.
UGUUAUCAAAGAUUUUAAUGGACUAAGAUUAAAUCUAAGUGAUAGACUCUAUUUUUGUUGGGGGAGGGAGAUAGAACAGUUCAUCAAAGUAAAGAUUCAUCUGAUAUGAAGAACAAAAGAUAAACCGAUAUCGAAUGGAAGGUGUCAGCAGAGUAAAAUAGGUGCGGUUAGAGGGGUUUGCAAGGAAGCGUUGUCCACUAUCAGUAUGUUGUCAGUUAGCUUCGAUCCAUCGAUGCAGUUAGGACAACCCUUGCGAUACGUUAUAACAGAUGAUAUCAAAUUUCUUAGGUGUAAUCGUAGUGACCUAAUAUUGACGGUAUCGUUUCAUCGUAUUAAUUAAUGUUCGUGUUCUGAUAGAGCAUCAAGUUGUUAAGAAAGAUUUCACACGUAAUCACAUAACGUUAUCUCAUCCAAAUCCUUAAUUCAAAAAGCAAAAUAAUAGGGCUAACUUGUACACGACGAAUUAUCAUGAGAUAGGAAGGAUGGAAAAUCGGCAGUUGACAUGACUAGGAAGAAUUUAUAGUGAGGAAUCAUAUAAUAAAGAUUAUUUCGUAUUUCACAUUGUGUUUAAGUGGAACCCACUUUGUCGUUUUCUUCGCUUGGCAGACCUUACAUUAAAUUUAUUAAAAUAAAAGACGACAAGAAAAAGGACAAUGUUAUGAGUGAACAACAAGAAACAGAAAGGAUGAUGAGUCAAUUGGAAAUGCAGAAUAAAUCACAUGUUGACGAGCAAGGGGAACAUGAAGAACACGAAGAAUGCGAGGAACGUGACGAAGAUUAUUCAGUAUCAGCAUCAGCCAUCAUUCUACGACGUAAUUCUUCACGACGACAAAGUAGACGCAAACGACGAACGUCUUCAACCUUUACUACCGAAGGUGAAGAGGUCAAUGCAGUUCGACGGCAAUCUUCAGCAUACACGAAUAGCUCUAUCGACACAGCUAUCUCGAUCGAAGAUAGUGGUACGCAAGAACAAGUCUUUGAAAAGCUAAAAUUACAUAAAGAAGUUUUGAGUGGUGUGAAGGAAGAACCAUGGCCUCUACGUAAAAAAAUGAAAUUAGUUCGACAAGCAAAAUUAUACGUUAGAAAACAUGAAGGUGUUCUGCAAGAAAGACUCGCUCAAAAUCGCAGCACCAAGGACGUCAUUGCUCGUAUUUCUCUUCUAAUUACAAAGAAAUGGCAAUAUUUUCGACGUGAACUGAUCAAUCUUAAGACUUGGCUUAUACCGUGGGAACUUCGUAUUAAAGAAAUAGAAUCACACUUUGGUUCAGCCGUGGCGUCGUAUUUUACAUUUCUAAGAUGGCUCUUUUGGAUCAAUUUUGUGAUUACUAUUUUGCUUACAGCAUUUGUAGUAGUACCUGAGAUGUUCAUAGCCGACGUAAAGUUCGCUGGUGAGAGAAAAAUAAUACCAAAGGAAGAAAGAAUAAGAUCUAGUCAUUUAACGACAUUAUGGAAGUUCGAGGGUAUCCUUAGAUAUUCUCCAUUUUUUUAUGGCUGGUAUACUAAUCAUGAUUCGAAGAAAGGCUAUAGACUACCACUUGCUUACUUCGUUACUAAUCUUGUCGUCUACACUUACAGCUUCGUUGUGAUAUUACGAAAAAUGGCUAAAAAUUCUCGGCAAAGUAAACUCACGGAAAAAGAAGAUGAAUGUGCUUUCUCAUGGAAACUUUUUACCGGUUGGGACUUCAUGAUUGGUAAUCCCGAGACUGCUCAUAAUCGUGUUGCAAGUAUAGUUCUUAGUUUUAAAGAGGCUCUUUUAGAAGAAGCUGAAAAAGAAAAGGAUAAAAGAAAUUGGAAAAUUAUAUUGAUGAGAAGCUUUGUCCAUAUAUCAGUUCUUUUUUUAUUAGCACUGUCAGCUUAUAUUGUAGUUGAAGUAGUAGCACGAAGUACAGAUGAAGAAGCUGAUAAAAAUUUGUGGCGUCAAAAUGAGAUCACAUUGGUGAUGUCUCUCAUUUCUUACGUUUUUCCAAUUAUUUUUGAAGUUCUUGGUCUUCUCGAAAGUUAUCAUCCUAGGAAGCAACUUCGAAGGCAAUUGGCAAGGAUAAUGCUCCUUAAUCUUUUGAAUUUGUACUCAUUAAUAUUCGCACUCUUCAAUAAAAUAAGUUACAUGAAAGAAAAAUUGAUUCAAUUAAAUCCUACAAAAAUAAAUUGUAAAUAUACACCUGUAAAAUGUGUUGGCAAUUUGAUAAAUUCCGAAUCAACUGUAACUUUAGCAUCUCUCAGCCUAGCGUUAAUGGGUAGUGUCACUUAUGCAAAUAUCACUGAUCGAUCAAUCAAACAAGAUCAAUCUGCUUCUAUACAAUACAAAGGAUUGAUCAAAGAAUUUCUGUCGAACGAUAAUAAUUUUCACAAUCUCAAUUACGGAGAUUACAAUGCCAACUCUGAAGAUUAUUACAACAGUGGCGAUUAUUCACGGAUUGAUAACGACUUCGAUAAUACUUUCAUAGACAAUGAAAUUAAUAAUACUUGGUUGAGUACAAUUAAUAAUAACGAGGAAUUACAGCCGACUAAUUCAAAUUUGUAUAUUAACGAAGAUUAUCGAAAUACUGAAAGUUUUACAGAAAAUUCGACGGACAGUAACUCGACCAAAAACGUAUCUGGUACAUUGAAAGAUAAUAAUAUUUAUGAAAUAUAUAAUUCUAGUUUCAACACGACGAAGGAAGUUAAUAAUUUUACGACAGAGUACAGUGUACUCAGUACGGAAGGAAAUGACAAUGAAACGUACAUAUCAAAUGCUUCGAACGAACUGAAUGGAUCUGAUAUUUCAUUUACAGAAAAUAUAAAACAUAUCGUUAUGUGUUACGAGAGAGUUUGCACCAGUGAGACGCAAGAAGAGGCACCAGUACAAAGGUUAGAUUUAAAAACACGUAAAGAGCUUCGACGUUUAUGUUGGGAAACAAUGUAUGGACAGGAACUUGCUAAAUUGACUGUUAUGGAUUUGGUAAUGACAAUUGUUUCCACACUUGGUAUGGAUUUUUUUCGAGCUGUAUUCAUACGUUGUAUGAACAAUUGUUGGUGUUGGGAUCUUGAAAAACAAUUUCCACAAUAUGGGGAUUUUAAAAUUGCCGAAAAUAUACUCCAUUUAGUGAAUAAUCAGGGCAUGGUCUGGAUGGGCAUGUUCUUCAGUCCUGGUCUGGCAGCGUUGAAUCUUCUGAAGCUAGGCAUUCUUAUGUAUUUACGUUCGUGGGCAGUGUUAACAUGCAAUGUACCUCAUGAAAUAGUUUUUCGAGCAUCUAGGUCCAAUAAUUUCUAUUUUGCAUUAUUAUUGAUGAUGUUAUUUUUAUGCGUACUACCAGUCGGUUAUGCCAUAGUUCGGGUCGAACCAUCCUGGCAUUGCGGUCCAUUUUCUGGCUACUCAAGAAUCUAUAUGUUUGCAACGAAAAGCCUUAAAGAUAGUUUACCUGAAGUGAUCAAACCAUGUCUCGAUUAUAUAUCAUCAGCUAGCAUGGUAAUACCUCUAAUCGUUCUAAUGACACUAAUUAUUUACUACAUGGCUUCACUUACGGGAUCUCUCAGAGAAGCCAAUAAUGAUUUAAAGAUACAGUUACGUCAAGAACGUACGGAAAAACGACGUAAAUUAUUCAAGAUUACGGAAAAAAGACAAGAAGCUAUCGAUACGUCAAUCACUAGAUGGAAAAAAAUCUUACCAGUUUUACCGUCAAACGAUUCUUAUACAGCGAUCGCGAUUGAAAAACUAAACGAUGUGGUAAUGCAUGAAAGGAAAUAUUCGAUCACUUUGGAAGAAGUUGGAAUUACUGAUACUGAAACUGAAUCUUUGCCACAUGAUUUUAAUUUACGUCAAAAAAUGUAUGAAAUUCGAAAUUUUGGCAGCGAUUCUUUAGUAUCACCGUCGAGCAAGGAUGCAAUUAUACCAGAGAUUCGAAUAAAUGAGGUCGAAGAUAAAACAAGAAAGAGUAAUUCUCAUUCAUUAAAUGAAAAAAAUUAGACCGACUGAUCACAAAGAAGGAAUGUAAUCUAUUAUUAUAAAGUUAUCAAUAUGAUCAUCAAUCUUAAAUUGAAUUAACAUGGGCACAAUUUUGAUUAAAAUAAUAUUAAUACUGACAAUAACUUAUUUCGUCCCAUAACCCACGUAAUUUUCUUCAACUAUAAAAUAUAUACGUAAAAUAUGUUAGCUUAUGCGCUUGCAAGUGUCGAAGUAUGUAUUAAAAUCUAAUACGCUGAGGUAUAGAGUAGAAGUCUUUCGUUCUGUUCUUUCGAUGUAAUAAAUACGUGCGCGUAAAUAAAUUUAACUAAUCGAUGAAACUUCCUUUCGAUCAAAAAUACGAGCACAAAUAAAUUUGUAUUUGCGUACAUAUGCGCACUUAAGAUAUUCCAUACGUACUAUGGAACGUAUUAGAAAUUUCUAAAUAAAUACUGUACUUUAUGUACACAUGUGCGUCGUACGUCG